Messenger RNA from Rhineura floridana, 3026 nucleotides. It is a transcript of the gene PTGER1, whose product is annotated as prostaglandin E receptor 1. Gene Ontology annotation, molecular function: prostaglandin E receptor activity; thromboxane receptor activity. The record is from RefSeq and is a predicted model, not a curated record. Gene Ontology annotation, cellular component: plasma membrane. The transcript has 3 exons. Gene Ontology annotation, biological process: adenylate cyclase-activating G protein-coupled receptor signaling pathway; positive regulation of cytosolic calcium ion concentration; inflammatory response. Lineage: Eukaryota; Metazoa; Chordata; Lepidosauria; Squamata; Rhineuridae. Bases 224 to 1435 code for a protein of 403 amino acids.
UGAGAUCCACCCCGGAUAAGCGAAUCUCUGGGAGACGCCGCUGUGUUGAGAAGGGGCGCUCUCAAGGGUGGCGCUCCCGACAUUCUCAGCGUAGACUUACUGCGCUAUAGUAACCCCUCUGACUGGUGCGCUCACAGCCAGGAUGGUUCCAGACAGUGCUGGGGUGCGUUGGAGUAGUAUCUCUUUUCUGCGUGUACUUUAGGCGUGUGGAGCAGGGAGAUGAAUGCGUCCCAGUGUCUGGGGGCAACAGUGGGCGACCGGUUAUCAGAGAUGCCUGCCCCUGGAGACAGUCUCUGACAGGAUGUUUACCAUCCACCCUCCCAAUGGUUCCCAGGCACCUCCUGCCACCAUCCCUCUGGUGAACAGCUCCUCAUAUUCCACAGAGCUGAUGAAGACCAUGCCUCCAGUCAGUGCUUCUUCACCAGCUGCCCCCAUUUUCUCUCUGACUCUGGGUGCUGUCUCCAAUGUCGUGGCACUAGCUAUCCUGGUACAGUCCUAUGCCCGCUUCCGGCGCCGGUCCAAAGCCACCUUCCUGCUUUUUGCCAGCAGCCUGGUUAUCACUGACCUGGCAGGCCAUGUAAUCCCAGGCUCCUUUGUGCUGCGUCUCUAUGCCACAGGACGUAAGUGGGAAGCCAUGGACCCUUCCAGAGCCCUCUGCCAGUUCUUCGGAGCCUCAAUGGUAUUCUUCGGACUAUGUCCGCUCUUUCUGGGCUGCAUAAUGGCGGUGGAGCGCUGUGUGGGCAUUACCCGUCCUUUGUUGCAUGCUUCCUUGGUCACGCCAGGCCGAACUAAGCUUUCCUUGCUAGGACUGUGGGCCACCGCCCUCGCCAUUGCUCUGAUGCCUCUCUGCCACUUUGGGAGCUAUGUUGUCCAGGCCCAAGGCACCUGGUGCUUCAUCAAGGUGCGAGGGGCAGAAGCGUGGCCUGAUGUGGCCUUUGCUCUGCUCUUUUCCUUGCUAGGCUUGGCCUCCCUGGUGGCCUCUCUCUUUUGCAACACAUUCAGUGGACUCAACCUGGUGCGGGCCCGACUCCGGGGUCAGCGCAAAUGUGGGCACCGGCGGGCCAAAGCCCAUGACAUUGAGAUGGUUGUGCAGCUGGUGGGCAUCAUGGUGGUUUCCUGCAUCUGCUGGAGCCCCUUGCUGGUCUUUGUCAUACUGUCGGUGAGCAGCUCCCACGGAGCCCUUAAUUAUGAGCAGCUGCUCUUCCUUGGGGUGCGCUUGGCCUCCUGGAACCAGAUCCUGGAUCCCUGGGUAUAUAUCCUGCUUCGGCGUGCUGUCCUGCGCAAGCUCCUCGCCAUAGUUCUUCGGCGCCCAGAUUUCAAAGGGGUCCGCUUUGACCGUUGGGAGGCCAGCUCCUUCCAAAGCUCUGAGCGCAGCAUUGCUGCUGGAGGGCUGGCAGGGGCAAGCAGGAGAACCUCUACUAUGAAGGCCCCCUGAGGAGCACUUUGCACAUUCUCCAUUGUCUGCACAAAUAUCUCCUUGGGGUUAAGUAAGUCAGCAUCCAGGCCCCUUGGCUGGCAGCACUGCAGGUAACACAGGAGUCACUAUGGCAUUCUCAGUUUAACCCUGGAAAACAAUGGGAUUAAAGAUGAUGGAGCAGAGCAUCCUACUAGGCCUGCUCCCGGCCUAGUUGGGACCUCCCUAUGGAUCAGAGACAUUGGAUCUCUUCUGGAGACUUUUUAUAGAAUGAUGAUCUUUGGGGCGGGGGGAAGCAGCGUGGCAGCGCUUACGAAAUGUCCUGGGUUCAAUUUGACACCUGCAGUUCAGUAGGGGCAGAAAAGAAUUCUGCCUCAGAUCCUGGAGCACUUCCAAUACGCUGGAGGAGGCAAUACUGGUUAGAGGAAUGAAUGGUCUGACUCAGUGUAAACCAGCUUCAUAAGUUCUGGUAAUGUUGAUGACAGAAAAGCAAUGAUUAAGUGCAUGCUAAAUGCAUCCAACACUUUCCUGGUACAAGCUGUCCAGGGCAGAUGGAAAGCAUGAGUUAUUAGUGCUCUAGUCCAAAGUGGUGAGAUGUCAGUGCCAUCCAUGACCCUCUUGCAUGGUUCAACUACAGCCUCUCAUGAGCAUGAGGCAUACUUGUGGAUUUAUUUACUAUGCAAGGAGGCAAUGUCUGUGGUGAUAAACAGAAAAGGAGACCCUUGGCAUUCUUCCUUAGGGGAUUUGGUUUAGGCAUUUCACCAUCCACUGUAUAUGAUGUACAGCAUUCUAUUUAAUCUGCUGUCCUGCAGUGACCUGGUCACUCUGGGCCCAUGAUGUUCUUUCCACAUCCCUUUCUAGAGGCUGCUGAAGUUCAGUGCUGUGCAAAAGAACACGUACAUAAAUUGGUGCCCUUCCUCAGAGGCAGCAGCAUGUCCGUCCAUGGGUGGGGUGGGGUGGGGUGGAGCCCUGCAUAACCUCCUUUCCUAAAACAGGAGAGCAGAGCUAGGACCCAUGGCCGAUACCUCCGAGCAGCAUUUAGAUUAGCUGCAAACGUGGUAAUUCCAGGAAACCCCUGAAUGAGAAUGGGGCAUGCUGGACGGGGGGAAAGAGGGCUGGAAAUGCGAUCUAUAAAAGCACUAGCUUAAGGCUUCCCAAACUCAAUGGGAAGAGAGAAAGCUCUUUCCAGAAUGAAGCACUUAUAAGUAAACUCACAUGGCAUCAUUUCCAUAGACAGGAAAGAGACUGCUAAGCAUCAGGUACAUUUGCAACAGGAAACCUGCCUGGACCACCAUGGACUCCAAAGAGGUGGGAGGCUAUUAAAGGCCCUACAAUGUACUGUACUGUAGAGGUGGGUGAAACACUAAGGCUGCAAUCCAAUACAUGCUUACCUGGGAGUAAGUCCCAUUGACCGCCACAGAGCUUACUUCUGAGUAGACAUGAAUUGGAUUGCAGCCUUAGUGCAGAACCCUCCAGAUGCUGUUAUACUGGGGGCAGUAGGAAAAGCUUGGCCUGCAAAGUCUGCAGCUCUGGGCUGCUGCAUGUCGAUAAGCCAGCUUGUGAGAACUGUUAAUUGGUGCUGGUCAUUCUGCAAUAAAGUAUUUUGGUGGAA